AUGGAUUCGAACAAGCAGUUUGCACGUCAGGCAGUUUCGAAGCCAGAGUCAGGAGGGCUGAGAAAGCGCAGAAGUGGCAAAAUCUGCUGUACAUUUUCGGAUGAGAAAGCCCUCUGGGCGACCAGUCCGCUUGCAAUCAGACUCAUUUUAUUUUGGGAAAUUCAUACAUCAAGCCUACAUCAGGUCAACCGGCCUAAAGUGUCCCGUUUUAAUCAAGAUUUACUGAUAGUUCUAGAAUGUGCUCAACUGGCAUGCGCCGCAUCGAGGCCAGAGGUGGUGUUAUUAGUGAUGAUAAAGAAUCCUUGUCAACAUGACCAGAGCCUGGAGAGCGUGUUAUUUCUCCCGCGUUCCGUGCCAAUCGUCUGGAACAAGUUGCACCUGCGAUGGGAAGAAAAGGAUUCCUCAGAAUCACUUCCCGAAAGGCCGCCCGUCCUUCAGCGUGGCAUAGACCCUCCCUCCAAAGUGGAGACCCGUCGCGAGGGGAUCUUCCGUAGAGGAAGAAGGUACAACAAAUUGGGAAAUUCGGCGUACAAUUCUGUCCAAACUCGCCGGUUCGGAGCCACUUUUGCUCUCACGUCGUUGCGCCGAACUGAACUGUUCGCCUCCACUUGGGCUACACUUAUCCGUUCUCAGUUAUCCCGGCCCCUCGUGUCGGUGUCUCUCCAUCGUCUGGACGUCGAGUCGACAGACGUCUCCCCCGGCUACCAGCCUCAGUCUCCUCAGAUAUGCACACAGACACAGACACACACACAUCUAUAUGGGGGGUGUAUGUAUUCUGUAUGUUUACAUGUAUGA
This is a messenger RNA of Protopolystoma xenopodis, 795 nucleotides long. NCBI's taxonomy places the organism in Eukaryota, Metazoa, Platyhelminthes, Monogenea, Polystomatidea, Polystomatidae. The record is from the annotation of a GenBank genome assembly.